Messenger RNA from Quercus lobata, 762 nucleotides. Its product is annotated as ankyrin-1-like. Bases 1 to 762 code for a protein of 253 amino acids. Gene Ontology annotation, molecular function: protein binding. NCBI's taxonomy places the organism in Eukaryota, Viridiplantae, Streptophyta, Magnoliopsida, Fagales, Fagaceae. The transcript has a single exon. The record is from RefSeq and is a predicted model, not a curated record.
AUGGAUUCCUCCGAUUUGUUUGAAGCUGAUCAAGCAGUUGGUGAGCCUUCGCAAACGAAGGACAACAUUGGCAUGGAACCUGUAUAUUACAAGGCUGCAGCAGAAGGCAAAAUCGAGGUCUUCAAAGAUAUUACAAAGCCUCUUAACCAACUACUAACCUCAACUAGAAACACAGUCCUUCAUAUUUACUUCACAAGCCUAAGUAAAGAAUCAGAAUCAUCAACCGCCUUUGUCAAAGAAAUUCUCAGAAUGUGUUCACCACUGCUAUGGCAAGCUAAUGUCAAAGAUGAAACUCCCUUGCAUAUCGCGGCAAGGUAUGGGCAUGCGGCCAUCAUGGAAGUUUUAAUUGAACAUGCAAAAGGGCGCCAACAAGUACUCCAAAGUGAAGGUGCUCCCCAACCAGACCUCGAAAGUGGGGUCAAUAAUAAAGCGGUCAAGAAGAUGCUGAAGAUGACGAAUGAAGAAAAUGAGACGGCCAUGCAUGAGGCUGUACGUAAUAAUCAUCUUGAGGCGGUGAAACUGUUGGUUAAAAAUGGCACAGAUAUUUCAUAUUCUGCUAAUUGUGCUGGUGAGACUCCACUGUACAUAGCUGUGGAGAGAAAUUAUAAGCAAGUGGUGUCUCACAUUUUAGCCAACUGCACAUCAUUAACUCAUGAUGGCCCACAUGGUGGAACCACGUUGCAUGCUGCAGUGAUUUGGAACGAUCAUGGUAAUGCGCUAAUGCCUAUUUAUUUUUUCGACAUUCCAGUAUGCAUGGUUUAG